AAGAGUUUAUUCCUUUUGACCCAAGUAUCUGCUCACAUCAUACUCUUCUUUCUCUGCGAUUCGAUUUCGAUCCCCAAACAGAUUUCGAAACCCUAGCGAGCUCUCUCAUUCUUCGAUCAUGGAGAUCACAACGAAUUCCACCGAGCCGAAAAUCUACCAGCUCAUGGUAACGCUGUUGGAGAGGAAAACCCUAAUCUUGAGGUACGCAACCCCAAACGUCCUCGCCAAUGAUAUCAAGCACCGUCUCUAUGAAAUCACAAGAAUUCCGACAAGUCUCCAGCGAUUGAUCACCGGAACGAGCCAACUCCGAGACGAUUCCGUGAUCUCCAGCGACGGCGGGCACUUUCCGGCGGUGUUUCUGACGCUGCGGUUGCGCGGCGGGAAGGGAGGGUUCGGGUCGCUGCUUAGGGGCGCGGGGUCGAAGGCGUGGCAGAAGAAGACGAGCAACUUCGACGCCUGUCGUGACAUGAGUGGGCGGAGGCUACGCCAUGUCAACGCGGAGAAGAAGCUUGAGGAGUGGAAGGCCGCGGAGGAGGAGCGGCGGCUGGAGAAGAAGGCGGAGGAGUUUCUGAAGAAGUUGGCGAAGAAGGGGAAGAAGGGCGUUGGGGAUGGUGUGGCCGAGAAGUACGUCGCCAAGUAUAGGGAGGAGUCUGAACGCUGCGUUUCAGAGGUCCUGGAUUCGGUUAAGGAGGCCGUGGAGGGGAAGCGCAAGGCGGGGUCGGCAAGCAAUGUUGCUGAGGCUAAGCGGUUGAAGAUAUGGAUGGGAAAGCGAACAUUGGCUGAAAGUGAUGGUGAUGAUUCGGAUGAGGAACAGGAGAAUGAGAAAUCCACUAUAUUGAAUAAUGGCAAUCAUUCAGAUUAUAGCAAGGAUGCUGAGGGAAGUUCAGGUUCUGUUACUGGUGGGAAACAAGAUGGGGAACUUUCAAAUGGCUCCUCCGAGAGUGGCUCUGAGGAAGAAAAAGAGAAUGUUGUGCUAGGAAGCAAGGAUUGUUGUGAACUUCCAAUUCAAGAUUCUCUUUUGGAGGAGCAGAGUGAUGUUUCGGAACCACUGGCUCACGGCGAGAAGAUAGCUCAGGCUACAACUGUACCCUGCUCAGAUGAAGUUGUACAAGAGGAAAAGAUGAACUGUGAUGAGACUGUCGUGGAAAAUGUUUCUACUUCAAGCUGCAGGGAUGGGGUUGAAAGCACAGUAUUGGUUUCUGAUUCCCCUUCGUCAGAAUCUGGUCUAGGAGUUCAUGAAGAAGCAGAUUCAAGUAAAAAUGUUGCAGAAACAGAAACAGAAACUCCACUGGACUUUGAUCGAUUCAAUUCUGCAGUUGAACUAGAGGUUCUUGGCUUGGAAAGGUUAAAGUCCGAACUUCAGGCUCGUGGGUUAAAGUGUGGAGGCACUUUGCAGGAGCGCGCUGCCAGGCUUUUCCUGCUAAAAUCUACCCCUUUGGAUAAGAUUCCUAAGAAGUUGCUUGCUAAAAAGUAAGUGUGUAAUCUCGGUUUCGUUUGUACUAGGUUGCGAAGCAAUCAAUUUUACUCCCAAGUGGUUUACUAGUGACUGGAAAUGUGUAUAUUUGGAGCUCUGCUCCGCUCAUUUCUAACUAAUCUUUUCUUGAUAUGUUACCUUAUCGCAUAGAAUACUAUUAUGCUAAUAAAGAGAUUUUCUUUCUAUAGAAAAGGUUUGUAUAAA
Messenger RNA from Morus notabilis, 1678 nucleotides. Its product is annotated as replication stress response regulator SDE2. The coding region runs from base 119 to 1474 and encodes 451 amino acids. Gene Ontology annotation, cellular component: nucleus. NCBI's taxonomy places the organism in Eukaryota, Viridiplantae, Streptophyta, Magnoliopsida, Rosales, Moraceae. The record is from RefSeq and is a predicted model, not a curated record. The transcript is spliced from 3 exons.